Molecule: messenger RNA, 3425 nt
Organism: Nylanderia fulva
Lineage: Eukaryota; Metazoa; Arthropoda; Insecta; Hymenoptera; Formicidae
Source: RefSeq, a predicted model, not a curated record
GCCUUUCUCCCUCUCCCUCGCGGCCCCUCGGGUCUUCGCCUGACGACGCUCGUCUCUUAGGCAUUCCGGCGGAAACCGACGUCGUGAGAGGACACGUAUCCGUAGUCUCGUUGCGCGUACACGCUCGUAAAGCUCGCCGUCGCCGUCGUCGUCGUCGUCGUCGUCGCCGCCGUCGUCGCCUCUCUCCUUCGAACUCCGGGAGUUCGGCAGUCGAGUCCGCGAGAGGGUCUCUCCAUUGGAUUAUCCGGGAUUUCCAGGUCCACACAGGCAGAACCAUGAGCACCAAGGAGAAUAACGAGGUCGCCGUCGAGAAGGUGACGGAGAACGACAAGGCAUCCGCGGACGCGAAAUGCGACAUAAAGGGGAUCAAGAGGUCGGCCGAGGAGAAGAACGAAGAGACGAAAAAACAGAAAAAAGAGGAGAACGGUGAUGGAGAGGUAGAAGAAGAAGAAAUCGAAGAGGAAAUUGAAGAGGAGGAGGAAGUAGACGGUGACGGAGAGGAAGAUGAUGACGAUGAUGACAUACCGGAAGGCGAGGAAGAUUUAGAAGAGGGCGAAGAUGAAGAGGAUGAUGAUGCGGAAGGUGAAGUAGAAGGUGAAGUAGAAGACGAAGAGGAGGACGCAUAAUGAAAGAAGGGGGAGAGAUAUGUAACUAAGAAGGGAGGCGUUAGGCACGUGACGUCAUCGUCGAUUUUCGGCAAACUUACUCUCAUAUUGAGUGGUUCGUAAUAAUGUUGAUAUCCAUCGUGCCCAAUCCGUGUUACUGGAUCCUCUCUCUUCCGACCUACAACAAAAAUUACCACCUCACCGGAAUUGUGGUGGGCUGAUACUCAUUAGAUGCAAACGCAAUUCUCUACUUGUCUUGGCUCUUCGCAAUUCUGGUAGUCUAGCCAAUACCAAAUGCUAUUAGGUAGUUUGAAUGAUAAUUAUAUAUUCGUCCUGCGGACUUGAUGGGGGUCGUUCUACUUACUAUCCACAUUCUUAUUUCGAUCGUCCACUCGUUCGUUCGUUCGUUCGCCCGCACGAUUCCCAAGACGAAUCUAUUGUUUUAUCCGAACCACCUAUUAACUGGUAUUUGCCAUCUGGCUUUUCUCGUCGGGACAGUUUUAUAUUGAAAACUUAUUUAAGAUAUAAAAAAAAAACUAUUAUAUUUAAAUAGUUGUAAAAUGGAUAUUUGAAGGUGAUUUUUUUACAUUUAAAAUCAAAUUUACGUUUGUAGUUCGACGAAUGUCUCUCACUCUCAAUGUGUGUGUGAUUGAGUUUUUCUUCUCGAAUCGAAAUGUGUAAUUGCAGUGUCUUCACAGGAGCGCGAGGCUAUCGAACAUAAUUAAGCGAUUCAUACGUAACGGGAAAAUUUAUCGAGUAAAAAUAGGCAUGAAUGGACAUCUCUCGGCAUUCAAUAUGUACACACAAAAAGAAAUCUUAAAAUAUAGAUAUAACGCAUACCGCGCUUCGUGCUCCUGUUUGGUAUAGAGACAGGAAUUAAGAUUAACGCUCGCGUCAGGUAGUGUGGAUGAGUAAUAUGUGACUUUAAUAUUGCAUAAUAAUUAUACAUAGUAUGUAUAAAGUUAUGAAUAAGAAACAUUUUAUUAUUAACGAUAAUAUUAUGUAAACGUAAUGCAGAGAGUUGUUACUUUAGGCUUGGGCAUAGAUAAGGGAGAGCAUCGAACAGUCAACUUGCGAAAUAUAAGGGCACCAUCACCCUUCUCGAUUCAUUUCAACCAACUAUAUAAAUAUAUAUAUAUCAUUUUUGUAGAAGGUAAGAGUUCAAUUAUAUAUACAUAGAUAAAUAUAUAUAUUUAUAACUCCAGAACUGCCGAACAUGACGCGAAAUUACAAAAAAAAAAAUCCGAGCUAUUAUAUUGUGACAAUUAUGUAAUAAGUACUCUUACUCUCCCUAUUCGAAUGUUCUUAUUUGAGCGUAAUUGAAGAACCUUUUUGGUUUUUAUCAUGAUUUUAUCUUGAUUUUACUGUGGACUGCCUGUAGCAAUAAUUCGUUGACUGUUGCAGAGCGAGUCGACGGUAUUUAUUCGUUCUUAUGCAUACAUAAUAUGCUAUAUGGCGUCUUAAGAAUUGUACAUUCAUCAGAUUCGCGUUGAAAGAAAAAAAAAAUAAAGAUAUUUAAUAUUUUUUAUGAUACGAUAAGAUUAACGGCGAUUGAUUCGUCGGUUUAAUGAUUGAAAAAACGACUCUGUGCAAGAAUUGGUGAAUCAUUGCGAUUGGCAUGUCCAUGCCGCUACUUAUUUUCGGGAGACUGUGAGAUAAAAGGGUGAAGAGACAUUGCGGUUAUACCAUGUACAAUAGCAUAAUAAUUAAAUAAAGAUAACGCUAAUUCGAAUGCGAGAAGAUGUCCCACGUUUUAAUGUACAAAUAUUUUCGAAUGAGAUAGUUAAAUAAAACGCAGUUAGAUCAGAGAAAAUGAAUUCGUUCUCAUAAGUAGUGAUAGGUUUUAAUAUCUGAAAUGAAUUGUGUGCGAGAAGACGGCAGGCAGUGUAAGAGCUGCUUCGACCCACGGACUAAAAUCCCGCUAUAUGGAAACCAAGGAGAUGGGGGAUUGGACCGUGUUGUAACGUUGAUACUUACAAGAAAUCCCUUACCGUCGAACGAUGAUGCAGAAAGAAAGAAAACUCGAAUACUCCUCAUAAGUACAUACAUAUGUAAACGCGUCCAACAGCCGCGAUCGAUGUCAAAAAUGUGUGAUGCGUACAGAUCAUUACCAUCUCUGGCAGUCUCUGUUAAUCUACGGUUUUAUACGCUGUUGCUGUAAAAUUAAAAAAAAACAACACGUGUUUGCUUCAAGAUAGUAACUUGACAAAUUUGGCAAAGGACUAUCUUUAAGUACAGGUGCCUGGAGCAAAAUCAGUACUUUAGCGCGUUCACAUAGUAUACUAUAUAUUAUAUAUACUAUAUAAGUAUAAGUUCAUUUAAUUUUAUUAAAUACAAUUAUACCAAGCCCCGUUGGCAACGCACUUUACAGAGAGACUUGCGUCUUGUACUGUGUCAAGCCCUUCCCAAAGUACCGGUAACAAGCAGAGAGCGAGUACGGUACUUCUCUUCGCUCUCCAGUACUCGACGCGAUUCGGAAAAAUUCACUUACUGGUGCUAACGGGUCUUACAAUCAAUCAGGCUGAUCGCCCACACAUACAAUCCGUUACAUCCCUACGUUAGGUAAGCAUGAAAGAAGUUUAAGGCAUCAAAUCUGGUAAUUGACACGAUUUAAACGUAAACGAAGAUCCUAGGCUAAGAAUUUGGUUUGUGUGUUCAUAAGUCUCUUGUUCAAGCUACUUUUGUACAGGAAACCAUCGCAUCACCUCUUUCAACGUGUAACAGCAUAACCGACGCGCCACAGACUCUAUAUAUUUCUGCCCAUUCCAUCUGAACUGAAACUUUCAUUGUAUUUUUAAGUAAAUACAUUUUAGAAAACAA